Condylostylus longicornis is the source of this 1929-nucleotide messenger RNA. Its product is annotated as bleomycin hydrolase. The record is from RefSeq and is a predicted model, not a curated record. The transcript has 2 exons. NCBI's taxonomy places the organism in Eukaryota, Metazoa, Arthropoda, Insecta, Diptera, Dolichopodidae. Gene Ontology annotation, biological process: response to toxic substance; proteolysis; L-homocysteine catabolic process. Gene Ontology annotation, cellular component: cytoplasm. Gene Ontology annotation, molecular function: cysteine-type aminopeptidase activity. The coding region runs from base 11 to 1480 and encodes 489 amino acids.
GACGACGACAAUGUGGAGAAUGAAGUUAGCACUUUUUUGUAGAUUUAAGAACAGCUCAAAUUCAACAUUUUUAAAAAAUAAUUUAUUGGAGCAAUACAAAAAUUUAAAUAAAACGAGAAUGGUUUCAACAGUUAUCACACCUGAAAAGUCGAAAGAAUGGAGAGAAGCGUUUUACAGCGAGCCAAAAAAUGUAUUGGCACAGAAUGUUUGUUCUAGAUUUGAUCCAUUUGAUGUAUGUCUUUCUCGUAAAAAUUUGCAAUGCGUAAACCAUGUUUUCCAAUACAAAGUCGAAAAUGAAGGGAAACCAAUAACACAUCAAAAGAGCAGUGGAAGGUGUUGGUUGUUUGCUGCUCUUAAUUGUAUUCGGAUUCCAUUCAUGAAGAAAUAUAAUUUAGAUGAAUUCGAAUUCUCCCAGUCUUAUUUGUUUUUUUGGGAUAAAAUAGAACGUUGUAAUUACUUUUUAAAUAACAUUGCAAAAACGGCUUCAAAAGAAGAAGUCGAAGGACGUCUUCUGUCAUUUUUAUUAAAUGACCCAACUUGCGAUGGUGGCCAGUGGGAUAUGUUAGUAAAUUUAAUAACAAAACAUGGAUUGAUGCCAAAGAAUUGCUUUCCUGAAAGCUUUAGUAGUGAAGCAAGCUUGCGAAUGAACCAAAUAUUGAAAAGUAAACUGCGGGAAUAUUCAAAAAUUUUAAGAGACACAUAUGCUGAAACUAAAGAUGAUACAAAAAUGCAGAAUAAAAUAAUUGAUAUGAUGGGGGAAAUAUAUAAAGUGGUUGGUAUUUGCUUAGGAAUUCCAUCAGAAACUUUCAAAUGGCAAUAUUAUGAUAAAAGCAAAAAUUAUAAUGUAAUUGGUCCAAUUACCCCAUUAGAGUUUUACGAAAAUUAUGUUAAAACCAUAUUCAAUGUUCAAGAUAAAAUAUGUUUGGUAACUGAUCCAAGACCAAGUAAUCAUUAUGGACAAGCUUACACGGUGGAGUGUCUUGGUAACGUUGUCGGUGGAAGACCAGUUCUUUAUAAUAAUCAGCCAGUUGAAUUAUUGAUGGAUUUGGUUACAGCAAGUUUGAAGAAAGGAGAACCAGUUUGGUUUGGAUGUGAAGUUUCGAAAAGAUUUGCAGCAAAACAGGGUAUCGAAGACUUAAUUAUACAUGAUUUUAAACUAGCUUUUGAUGUGGAUAUACAAAUCGGGCUUGGCAAAGCCGAUAGGUUGAUAUAUGGUGAAUCAGCUAUGACGCAUGCCAUGGUUUUUACAGCAGUUUCUUUAGACGAAAAUGGCAAGCCUGUUAAAUUUCGUGUUGAAAACUCUUGGGGUGAAGAACGUGGGGAAAAAGGAUACUUAGUAAUGACGAAUGAAUGGUUUAAAGAAUUUUUAUUUGAAAUUGUUGUUGAUAAAUCAAUUGUUCCUGAAGAGGUAUUAAAAGUUUUUGAUAUGGAUCCUAUUGUGCUUCCAGCAUGGGAUCCUAUGGGAACGUUAGCUAAAUAAAUAAUACCUCAAUAAUAACUGCUUUUUAUACCAAUUACAAAACGAUACUUCAAUAUGCAUGCCUUAAGCAAUAAGCCGUGGUGAAUAACCAAAGUUGCAUCAAAAUCAGAAUUCAAUAAUAAAAAGAAACUUCCAAGAUCUUUUUGGGUUAAGCAUUUAUUUAAAUGAGUUAUCUUUAACGUAUUUUAAAUUAAAUAAUUUUUGCGUUUUGUAAUGUAGUUUAUAAUAUUAGCAAUUUCUUCUAAUACGCUAUAAAAAUAGUUCAAUUAUAUAUAAAUAUAUAAAAUAUGUAAGUAUAUAGUCACUUAAACAAAAGUGAAAGUUAUAUGGAUACAAUAAAUAUUUUAUACUUUUCAUACAAUUUAUAUAUAUAUAUCCUGUAUUUUAAUAUAUAUAGUAAAUUGAAUAUUAUUGUAAUUAAUCCAAAAUAAAAGUAAAGUUUGAGUAAA